UUGAAUGUGUCAGCAUGAUGGUGAUACUACUGAACUGUGUCACACUUGGAAUGUAUCAACCCUGUGAUGAUAUGGAUUGCCUCUCCAACAGAUGUAAAAUUUUGCAAGUGUUCGAUGACUUCAUUUUUAUAUUCUUUGCUAUGGAAAUGGUGCUGAAGAUGGUGGCCCUGGGGAUAUUUGGCAAGAAAUGCUACCUUGGAGAUACCUGGAACCGCCUGGAUUUCUUCAUUGUUAUGGCUGGGAUGGUGGAAUAUUCCCUGGAUCUUCAAAAUAUUAACUUGUCUGCAAUUCGCACUGUUCGUGUUCUGAGGCCCCUCAAAGCCAUUAACCGAGUGCCUAGCAUGCGAAUAUUGGUGAAUUUGCUCUUGGACACAUUACCCAUGCUGGGGAAUGUUCUCCUUCUCUGCUUCUUUGUCUUCUUCAUCUUUGGCAUCAUCGGUGUGCAGCUGUGGGCUGGUCUAUUGAGAAACCGCUGUUUCAUGGAUGAGAACUUGACAACACAAGGUAACAUCACUCUUCCUCCCUAUUAUCAACCUGAGAAGGAUGAUGAAAUGCCCUUCAUCUGUUCACUGUCAGGCGAUAAUGGUAUCAUGGGCUGUCACGAGAUACCCCCACUCAAAGAACGGGGCCAUGUGUGCUGCUUGGACAAGGAUGACUACUUCUACUACACCUCAGUCAGGCAGGAGUUCAACGUCAGUGGCAUGUGCGUUAACUGGAACCAGUAUUACAAUGAAUGUCGUACAGGCAAUACCAAUCCACACAAAGGGGCAAUCAACUUUGAUAAUAUUGGCUAUGCAUGGAUUGUUAUAUUCCAGGUGAUCACUCUGGAAGGAUGGGUGGAGAUUAUGUAUUAUGUGAUGGAUGCUCAUUCAUUUUACAACUUCAUUUACUUCAUUUUGCUGAUCAUUGUGGGUUCCUUUUUUAUGAUCAAUCUGUGCCUAGUAGUCAUUGCCACCCAAUUUUCUGAGACCAAGCAACGAGAACACCAACUGAUGCAAGAGCAGCGAGCACGAUACCUGUCCUCCAGCACUGUGGCCAGCUAUAUGGAACCAGGAGAUUGUUACGAAGAGAUCUUCCAAUAUGUCUGCCACAUUGUUCGUAAAGCUAAGCGUCGUACCCUUGGCUUCUACAACAGCCUGCAGGAUCGUCGUCUCGGCCAAACAGAAACAGGCACUGCCAAACAGAGAGUGAAUGGAAAAGACCGGAAGCAAUACUCACGUUGCCGGAAACAUUCUUCUAUUGAUUACAUGCCUCAAGGACUUGGUCAGCCUACUACCAAGACAUUGGUCUCUGAACCCAGCAACUGCCCCAAAUGUUACAAGGCUCAGCCAGAAGCAACCCAAAGACUUUCUGUGCUUGAUAGUGUCAAUUCAGACCAGGAAGAUGGGAAAAAAGCCUGCGACCAAGAGGGAGAUGGCGGGAAAGGAGUCAUGGAGUCUAACACCGAUUUGGAAAAAGAAGAGGAUGAUGGAGAAGAGAGAGGACAGCUCAUGGUUUGCAAUGAUAUGUGGCAAGAAGUAAGAGUCAAAUUGAGGGGAAUUGUGGAAAGCAAAUACUUCAACCGUGGAAUCAUGAUUGCAAUCCUCGUAAACACCAUCAGCAUGGGCAUUGAGCAUCAUGAACAGCCAGAGGAGCUGACAAAUAUUUUGGAAAUUUGCAAUGUUGUGUUUACCAGCAUGUUUGCCCUGGAGAUGAUUUUGAAACUUGCCGCUUUUGGUCUCUUUGAUUACCUUCGCAACCCAUACAACAUUUUUGACAGUAUCAUUGUCAUCAUCAGCAUCUGGGAGAUCAUAGGUCAGGCUGAUGGUGGCCUCUCAGUGCUGAGGACAUUCCGGCUUUUGAGGGUGCUGAAGUUGGUGAGAUUCAUGCCUGCCUUGAGGCGUCAACUUGUGGUGCUGAUGAAGACAAUGGAUAAUGUAGCAACCUUCUGCAUGCUCCUCAUGCUCUUUAUCUUUAUCUUCAGCAUCCUUGGAAUGCACAUCUUUGGUUGUAAAUUUAGUCUUAGAACUGACACAGGAGACACAGUCCCUGACCGGAAAAACUUUGACUCCUUACUUUGGGCCAUUGUCACUGUAUUCCAGAUCUUGACACAGGAGGAUUGGAAUGUUGUACUUUAUAAUGGCAUGGCCUCAACCUCUCCAUGGGCAUCACUUUAUUUUGUUGCUCUCAUGACCUUUGGAAAUUAUGUUCUCUUCAACCUACUGGUGGCGAUCCUAGUGGAGGGAUUCCAGGCAGAGGGUGAUGCUAACCGCUCAUAUUCAGAUGAGGACCAGACUUCAUCAAAUAUUGAAGAAUUUGACAAGUUCCAGGAUAGUUCAGAUCCAAAGCUUUGUGCAAUUCCCAUGACUCCAAAUGGACAUCUUGACCCCAACCUUCCUUGUCUAAACCAGCCUGGGGCAACUGCUGGAAUGAUGAAUCCAUCCCGCAAUACUCUGCAGUCAGAUAUCCUCAUGGCCCUGGAAUCUCGGAAAAGCAGCGUGAUGUCUUUAUCUAGCUCCCGUAGCUCUCAUCACCAUGGGGCUCGGUAUCAUAGCGGAGGCUGGGGAAGCAGACGUUCCAGUUGGAACAACCUUGCUCGAGGACAUAGCCUCAAACACAAGCCUUUUUCAGCUGAACAUGAAUCACUUUUAUCUGGGGAGCGGCACAUGAUAACAGAGGCAGAACGAGAAAGGCCACUAAUUCACCAUCAUCGACGGACAUUUUCAUUGGAUACCAAAGAUUCCUCUGAACUGGAAUUGGCUCCAAUAGUCUCAUCCGGGAACAAGCCAUCAUGGAAGAUAGGAGUGACUCUAGGGCCAAGCAAGCACCAGGACUGCAAUGGUAAAAUGCCCACAAUCGCUAAGGAUAUCUUUCCAGAAAUGAACAAUCGGAAAGAUCAUGGAGAAGAUGACGAAGAGAUAGAUUAUAGCCUGUGUUUCCGUAUAAAGAAGAUGAUAGAGGCCUACAAGCCAGAUUGGUGUGAGUUGCGGGAAGAUUGGUCCAUCUAUUUAUUCUCACCAGAAAACAAAUUUCGCAUUCUCUGCCAAACUAUCAUUGCUCAUAAACUAUUUGAUUAUAUCGUCCUGGCCUUCAUUUUCUUGAACUGUGUUACUAUUGCCUUGGAGAGACCUGAGAUUGAACAGAGGAGCACAGAGAGAAUCUUCCUCACGGUGUCCAAUUACAUCUUCACAGCAAUCUUUGUUGCUGAGAUGACACUGAAGGUAGUAUCUCUUGGUCUGUAUUUUGGAGAACAGGCCUACCUACGCAGUAGUUGGAAUAUCUUGGAUGGCUUUUUGGUGUUUGUAUCCAUUAUUGAUAUCGUAGUUUCAGUAGCCUCUGCUGGAGGAGCCAAAAUCCUAGGAGUGCUAAGAGUCCUCCGACUUCUGCGCACUUUACGCCCCCUAAGGGUCAUCAGCCGUGCUCCAGGUUUGAAGCUGGUGGUUGAAACUCUCAUUUCAUCACUCAAGCCUAUUGGAAAUAUUGUCCUCAUCUGCUGUGCUUUCUUUAUAAUCUUUGGAAUUCUUGGAGUGCAGCUUUUCAAAGGAAAAUUCUACCAUUGCCUAGGUGUUGAUAUCCGAAAUAUCACAAAUAGGUCUGACUGCAUGGCUGCCAAUUACAAAUGGGUGCAUCAGAAAUACAACUUUGACAAUCUGGGCCAGGCUUUGAUGUCACUCUUUGUUCUGGCUUCCAAAGAUGGCUGGGUUAAUAUUAUGUACAAUGGACUGGAUGCUGUGGCUGUAGAUCAACAGCCAGUGACCAACAACAACCCUUGGAUGCUACUUUACUUCAUUUCUUUCUUACUCAUCGUCAGCUUCUUCGUGCUCAACAUGUUUGUAGGGGUGGUGGUGGAGAAUUUCCACAAGUGUCGGCAACACCAAGAAGCCGAAGAGGCCCGGAGGCGGGAGGAAAAGCGUUUGAGGCGCCUGGAGAAGAAACGUAGGAAAGCACAGCGCUUGCCGUACUAUGCCACCUACUGCCCUGUCCGCCUCCUCAUCCACUCAGUCUGCACCAGCCACUACUUGGACAUCUUUAUCACCUUUAUAAUUUGCCUCAACGUCGUAACAAUGUCUUUGGAGCACUACAACCAACCUGUGUCCCUGGAGACUGCUCUUAAGUAUUGCAACUACAUGUUUACUACAGUCUUUGUUUUGGAAGCAGUUUUGAAGCUUGUGGCCUUUGGACUGAGACGCUUUUUUAAAGACAGGUGGAACCAGCUGGAUCUAGCUAUUGUUCUGCUCUCAGUCAUGGGAAUUACUCUGGAGGAGAUUGAAAUCAAUGCUGCACUUCCAAUCAAUCCCACCAUCAUCCGCAUCAUGAGAGUGCUUCGUAUUGCCCGAGUUUUGAAGCUGUUGAAGAUGGCAACUGGGAUGAGAGCUUUAUUGGACACAGUAGUGCAAGCACUGCCACAGGUUGGUAAUCUUGGACUCCUCUUCAUGCUCCUUUUUUUCAUCUAUGCUGCUCUAGGAGUGGAGCUUUUUGGCAAACUUGUAUGCAAUGAUGAGAACCCAUGUGAAGGAAUGAGCCGCCAUGCUACCUUUGAGAAUUUUGGAAUGGCCUUUCUCACACUUUUCCAGGUUUCCACUGGUGACAACUGGAAUGGCAUUAUGAAGGAUACACUACGUGACUGCACUCAUGAUGAUCGGAGCUGCCUGAGCAACCUACAGUUCAUCUCUCCACUCUACUUUGUUAGCUUCGUGCUCACAGCCCAAUUUGUCCUCAUCAAUGUUGUAGUAGCUGUCCUUAUGAAGCACCUAGAUGACAGCAACAAGGAAGCACAGGAGGAUGCAGAAAUGGAUGCCGAGAUUGAGCUUGAGAUGGCACAUGGAUUGUGCCCUCAGAGCACGAGCUCAUUGAAUCCUGGACAAGAUGGAGGAGGUGGGAGAAAGGACUCUGAAGGACAUCUAUGCAUGACAUGUUACUCUCCAGCACAGGAGAACUUAUGGCUGGACAGUGUGUCUUUAAUAAUUAAAGACUCCUUCGACGGGGAGUUAAUGAUCAUCGAUAACCUAUCGGGCUCCGUCUUCCAUCAUUACUCCUCGCCGGUCAUGUGCGAGAAGUGUAACCAUGACAAGCAAGAGUUUCAUUUUGGAGAAACUUCUUCUAGAUGGGUUAGACUCCCUCACAUCUGUAAAGCCUACAAGCAAAAUGGUUCAUUCCCUGCAAUCCAGCUGGCUGAAAUGGAGGCCUUAUCGCUCAAUUCUGAUAAGUCUUCUAUCCUGCUAGGAGAUGAUGGAGAUAGUUCCAACAUUGACCAGCCAAGCCCUAAGGAAAAGGAUGGUGAAGACAGCCCUAAUUCUACAAGGAAUACAAACGUGGAAGAAUGUCUCUUCCCUUUAACAAAUACAGGAUCUUCUCUGCCUCCAGAAAGCUACCAGUAUGAAAUGGAAAAAAUCCCUUUCAGUCGAGCUCAGUCUUGGCUAAAUAAUGAGACCAAUGAAGUUGAAACUGAGUUUUUUCUCCCAGAUGUUUCUGCUAAACUGCCAAGUCAAGAGAAAGUAUCUUGUCCAGAGAAGCUUCCUAAAAUCUCUCUGCAAGCUUCCUGGGCCUCACUGCAAUCUCCAAAUGUAAACUCCUCACUUAUUCACCAGACCACAGAGAGUGACACUUCCCUUGACGAUGGCAGGAGCAAUAGCUCAGAAGGAAGCUUGCAGACCACACUGGAAGACAGUUUAAACCUUAGUGACUCACCCCAGUGUACCCUAGAUCUCCCGGUCGUAUUAUGCCCAGUGCCAGCAGCCACCCAAAAAGCUUUGGUGGUCCCGCUUUCCCCUGCCUCCCGAAGGCAAAGCAUAAGGGGCCGUGGCAUCUUCACUCUCCAGAACAUCAGGAGGCACCAGCGGAGCCACAGCAGUGGAGGAAGCACUAGCCCAGGUUGUACUUAUCAUGAUUCCAUGGACCCUUCUGAUGAAGAAGGGAUAGGGAGCAGCCUAAGGGGAGGAGGCAACAGCAGUGAGCAGUCAGAGACCCUCAGCAGUUUCUCUCUGACUUCUCUCUUUUCACCACCUCCUCCAUCUCAAGCUCUGGCACUUGUGAAGAAGUGCAACAGCACCAGCAGUCUCCAUGCCAACUCUUCUUCACGGAGUUCUGCAGCAAAUGAAGCCAAGCAGUUCUACUCAGUUGACCCAAGGGGUUUUUUAUCCAUGCCAUCUUGGGUGACAGACUUCUGCAAGAACAGCCCUUCUCCGAGAGAGGGUGAUGUACCAGAGGGCUUAGACAAAAUUGGGACUCCAGACCACAGCCCCCCAGUUCCUUCUGAGUUGCAGCUGGGGACCAGAGUCAGCAAGAGACAUAGAUGAGUCUCCCUGCGGCUGGGAGGAAGGAUGAAAUGUGAAAGAGGCUUGUUCUGGUUGCCACUUCCUAACAGCAGUUCCCAAUGAGAGGACUGUGGAAAGGGAAAAAAGCAACCACACAAAAUAUAAAUAUGUAUGUCUGUAUGUGUGCACGUGUGUAUGUGUGUCCGCUUGUGUGUAUGUGUGGAAAACAAGACUUUUGUACCAUACCUCAGAGACUUGAGAGAGUGAUAGCAAUAUGAGAACAUCCCACAUUUGCAGGGUGCCACUACCUCUGCAAAGAUGACAGUGGGACAAAGUUAAGAGGGUGAAGAAGACACUCCAACCAAAUAACUAGCUGGCUGGAUGCAGCUAUUUAGCCCUCUGCAUAUACAAAUAUAUAUGUACAGAUAUAUAGAAUGAUUUAUUUAUUUUUUUUACAGAGAGCUUAGGACUUCCAGAAAGUGCUAAGUAUGAAAAGGGCAGGGUCUUGGGAAAAAUAACUUUAAAAUGAAAUGGGGAAUCCAGCCAGAUUUUUAGGGCUUGGGUAUCUCUUUCAAGCAAAAUUGCAUAAUUCAUGUUGUGUUUUGUGGGGUGGUGAUGGUGGUGGUAGUAAAAACUAUGAUCCCAUCGUGGUGGGAGGGUGGGGAGCUUGUUAUAUGAAGAUACUCUUUGGAGAUACUUCGAGGGGGUGCAACAGCAUCUGAAGCUCAGCUUUGUUAAACUCCUCAGGUAGCAUCAGUGAAAUUCUCAGACUCCUUAAAUGUGAACACAUCCAACAGAAAAGUCGAUGUGGGCUCUGUAGAAUUGAAAGCUCUAGGUGGCCUUCCCCAGUAAGGACACCCUUGGGAAGUUUUAGUUGCCGGAGGGUAAUGAGAAGAACCAGAAGGCAAAAGCAGAAGCCACAUGGCAAAUUACUCGGUGCUCUGAUUUUCUUUGAUUGUGCUUUGUUUGUUUGUUCGUUUGUUUGGGGGAGGAUUUGGAAAGAAAGCUAUGUGGGGAAAACCACUUUGUACUGCUUAGGGAUCGGGAUUUGUAGUUUAUUUUGUUUACUAUUCAAUAUUUGUGGGGGGAAAAAUCUAUUUUAGAAGCCCAGAGGUGCAAAAACCAUCUCUAAAGAAAGGUAUGCUAUUUUUUACAAAUAUAUUGAAAGAAAAAAAAAAAAGCUAGAGAAUGAGGAAGAAGUGUAACAAGCUCUUUGUAUCCAACAUAGGCCUGUUAUUUUGAUCCUUCCAGAACCAUUUCUAUGUUUCCAUAAGAAAAGAACACAAUAAUGCCUUUCAUGGCUUUGUUAGCUAAGUUAAGGGGGUGUCCCUUCAAUAGUGUCAGAUGAGAUGCCUCCAGCCAUUCUAAAAAUGUAAAGCAAUUGAUUAGCAUUUUUUUUUUACUGAUAAUCAGGCCAAGCUGCAUGUCAUGAUUUGACACUGCAUGUAACUUUUUGAAAUUAUAGAUAAUUGCUAGAAUGGGAGAAGCAAGACUGGAACCAUAACAUAAAAGGAGGAAAAAUAAAUCCAAAAAUCUCUGUCAAAUCCAUUACUAGAUUGGGGGGGCAGUGACUUUUGCACUACAUUCAUGACAAAAAUUCCAUUUCACACUUGUGGGAUCUGCUAUUUGAAAUGAAAAGGAAAUUAGCAUCAGUAAGAGCUUCUCUUCUAAGCCAAGCAAUGUUUGAUUAAUAGGGUGGCACUGGAGAAAAUAUUGUUCUCCCAGUUAUGAUCCAGCUGCUAUUUUCUCUUUUAGAAUAACAGCAAACUGUCUAUUUAAUGUCACGUGUUAUUUGGCCUUAAGUGAGCAUGUGUAUGCAUGGCUGUAUAUGGAGGAUGGAGUGCUAGAGGCAGAAGACUGGAUAGCUGAAGCUUGCUCAGUUAUAUGGCAUCUGGGAUCAUUCUCACAAUAAACUUCUUUCCCUGUUAUAAACCACAUUUUCAGCAAUUCAGUCACUUUCAAGAUACCUUUUUAUCAUAAUGUUUCCAUUAUUAGCCAAGCCAUCAAGCAGAAAGCCUGGCUUCUGAAAAUACUAUCAUUUUCUAUUUCAAGGCAAGAAUGGAACAAUCAUAGGUACAAUUCCCGAAUUAUUUUGUUAUGACACCCCACCCCACCCCAAAAAAUCUGGCAAUUUAAAUGACUUGGGCUGGUCUAUGAUAUACAGAAAUGGGCAGUUGAAGGUUUUCCGUUGCAUGAAAAUAUUCUAUUUCGGUAGUUUAUUGCUGUAGAUUGAAGUACUCUUAAAGACAGAUCCAGGCUGAAAGUUGUCAACUGAUUUAAAGUGCUCUGGGAAAAAAUGUUAACAGGAAAUCUCAUUUCCUUGAAACUUGCUCAUCUUCCACGAGAGACUCAGUCCAUAUUCCAAGAUUGGAAAGGUGUGGGGGGGGAGGGGAGAGGGAGACUUCUUCCUGGAACUGAAGUAUAUCUUUUCCCUGAAAAAUUGAGUCAGUCUCAGUUGAUUUAAUAACCCACCUUUACAUAUUUGGGCUCAGCAUCAAGAGCCUUUCAACAUUAAGGACUUUAGCAGAGAAUUUUAGAAGACAUGGCAAUGCUGAGUUGUACAUCAGAAGGCUGCUUUGCUUUUAGUGUAAUGAAUCAAUGAAUACCAAAUAUGUUACAAUAGGUAGGAGAUGAAAUCCUGAUGAAUGCAUCUCUUGAAAAGUAAUGUGUGUGUUUUUAGAGAGUACAAAACUAAAAUGAAGAGUGACUAAUGCAGAAAAGAAGGAAGGAGUUCCUGACUGCUUCAGAGAAGGAUCAAGGUCGUCAUUAAUAAAGCAAUAAUAGUCCUCAUUUUAAAUGUUUUGUGUGUGCGUCUGUGUGUGCGUGCACACAGGCACAUUAGCUUGUAGCAUGCUUUCUGCUUGUUCUUUAUGAAGCAGAAAUGAUGGGUGAAAAAAGCAGACCUCUUAAAUGUUUUUUGAAAGGACAAGGAAGCCAUCCAUAUCAACGCAUAGUAAAAAAAACUGAACUGAGCUUUGGCACUACUCCAUCUGCAGACCCAGUUAUUUCUGUUUAUCAUAACUGUGUGACUAUUUGCAGUUAUGGAAAAGCAGUUAAAUGAUAACUUUAACAGCAAUGCAGAAAUCAACCAAGGCACUGCAGUUUUAGUCUGCCAGCCACAAGAGCUGUGUAAAUCUUUUCCAAUAGGUAGAUAGGAAUUUCAUGUUCUGGUUGGAUCUUGUCUGCUCAAAUGUAUGGGAAUGUAAGUUAUAUAACUAAUAUAACUUUCUCAUUUGUAUGUGUUGCCAGCAUUGUUCCAGGUUGUCAUGAUGUGAGCUGAAUGUUUGACAUUGAAUUUGUGCUUAAUUGUACUUGAAGAGUCGAGAGACCAAAAAGAAAACUUACAUGCCUAGAAAGUGUUUGCACAGUCUGUGAUUUGGACAAAUUUAGCCUUAAAAAGAUAGUAAGAUAGUUAUGAAAAGGAGCUGGGAGCUUGUGUAGGAUUAGAAGUGACCAAAACUCUGAAGAUUUUCACAAGAGAAGAGGGACAGCAACUCCUCCCUGACCACAAUUUUGUCCCUGCAUCAGGUUUAUACUGCAAUUUUUAUUUUGACUGGACAGUAUAUAAUUUUAUGUAAUAUGUUAUUUAUAGAGCCCUAAAAGUGACCUACAGACAGUAUGACAACUUUGAAAUGUGUAUCACUAUAGAGUUCAAUCCUAUGUAUGUUUUAUCAAAUUUAAGUUUCAUUCUCCAACAGUGUUGGGGUGAUAGGUCUCCAACAUUCAUGUUUGAGAAAACAUUGUCUUACAAUUUUGGGCAGGUUAUAUUUAAGAACACAAAAUUAAAUUAUUUUCUGCUAAAGUUCUAGGUUGGAUUACAUUGAAAAAAAGAACAACCUUGAAUUAAAGAAUAGUAGCAUCUGAUGAUGUUAAUAUAAAAUUAUAUUCCUAACAACAAGAAGGUGCAGAUAAGCCUAGAUUUAGCCACAGAUGCAUUGUAAUCUGAUGCAAUUUACAGUAUGAAGUAAUAUUCUGUUAGGAUAUUAUUAGCUGUGUAAAAUUACACAAUGGCAUUCCAAGAACUGAUCACCCAACAACUAUCUUAGCAUCAAUCAUAUCACAUAAGAAAUUAGAGAAGCACUUUGCUGAUACCAGGGGCCAAUUCAUCUUCAGGGAUAUAAUUCUAGAUACCAAUUCAUACUUUAAUCAUACCAAAUUUCUUCAGAGAAUACAUGUAGAGUUCACAGCUGAUCUUAAACCAUAUGGAAAAUCAUAAAAGAAGGAGGUGUCCUCCUGAAUAAUCAUUAGCAUGAAAGUGCUACAACACAUUGAAUUCUGGCUUCCAAUUGAUAUGGAACUGACAUAUAUACAGUAGUGUUUCUCAUUGUAGACAAGUCUUCUGUAAUAUGAGGACCAGAUCUUUAGCGUAACUUGGAGAAGGGAGAGAAUACUUGCUAUACUUUAGGCAUUGAGCUCUACAUGUGAUCAAGCAUCUAAAUUGAUCCCUCCUGAUGACCAUUUAGUGUUCUAGGCCACAGUUUCUCUGUGAUUUCUGGAUAGGAUAUUUUAAUCUCAUCACAACAACAACAACAAAAGACUUCUUCAUCUAUGUCACAUAUACAUGCUUCAACAUUCUGACCAGUUUCAUACUAACAUGUAUUUCAAGAAGCAUUUUUCUGAUGUUAGUAGGCUUGAAUCAAAUUGAGCAAAUUCUGUGAUUCUGGACUCAUCUCCUUUGUGUUUGCAUGUGUGUCUGUGUUUUCAGACACUUUAAUCACUUACUUUAAACUUUUAGAAGUAGGGGUUGUUUCCAUCAGAAAGUUGCAAGAGGAUUCUGUUUGUGAUCCAAAGAUGCUUAGCCAGUUGUCUAGAUUUAAAGCGAAUUUUUCCUUACUCACAAAUAUAUACAAGAUUGCCUUCUUAGUUUAGUGUGUGCCUAUGCGGCAGAUGUCUUGAAUUACAAUGCAGGAAAUGAAUAGAACUAAUUGAAAAAAUUAAUAAUUUCGGUUGUGAACUGUAGAAUGUAUGCUGGCCUUUGUUGCAGGUAAUAUUUAUUUAUUUUUAUUUUUUAAAGGUGCUACUGCUUAUUCAUGACAAUAGAAGUCCCAAGUAAUUUGCAUUAUAUUGUAUAUAAUUUGAACACAUGACAGCAGAGACACCUUCAUGUCAUCAACUACAUCCCACUCUUCCUUCAAAAACUGGAUUCUUUUUGCUUAUGUUUUAUUUCACUACACAAGCAAAGCAACAAAAAAAAAAUCUGGCUUAGCCUAGGAAAGGCUGGUUACUAUGGCAACUGAAGACGAAGUUAUCUUUAGAGAAUAUUUUGUCUCUUGCUUUUAAUUAUUUACUAAUGGUUUUGAAGAAAAAAGAGGAAAUAUCUAUUCUUCCCAGAGAGAAGUUAUUAAAAUGCAACAAAAUUGGCUCUUUGUGCAUAUUAGCUUAGAACAAGGCUUCUAUGCCAUAUUUGAGAAUUGGGUGUGGGGGGAAAAAUCUGUUUAUACCUGGUUGGUUUUAUUUUCUUCAGUGGCUCUUUAGUUCAGUCCCUUUAAUAGGGAGUCCCAGAAAAUCUCUGCAGCCCCUCUCUGUUUCUGUGUUCAUUUUAGAAUCUCUUCAAUCACAGAAACCUCAAAAGGAGGAAGUCUCAUUGCAAUUCUUCCUCAGUAAAUGAAAUAUUUAAAAAAUAUCACAAGAGACAAUUGCACUUUGUGUAGAAAGUUUUGAAGAUUAAAGUAUUGCCUUUUGACAAAAAUUA
Pantherophis guttatus is the source of this 11925-nucleotide messenger RNA. The record is from RefSeq and is a predicted model, not a curated record. NCBI's taxonomy places the organism in Eukaryota, Metazoa, Chordata, Lepidosauria, Squamata, Colubridae.